AUGAUGCAUCUGACACAUGCACGCCAAAAACACACAUGGAUUGCGCUUCUACAAUCACAUGUAAAGGAUGAGGCAAAAGAGGGCGUGAAGCUAAUGUUUUUCUCAGCCCAGCAGCGUCUUUCCCAGGUUUCCUCCCACUUCGGCCCUGCCGGCAAGAAAGGAGUUGCCGCACUCAUCGAGAAGCACCCCGAUGACAUUGUCGUGACCUGUGCCCUGCGCACUGCUUUGACCAAGGGUGGCAAGGGAGGCUUCAAGGAUACUGCUGCCGCUGAUCUCCUUGCUGGCGUCUUCAAGGCCGUUAUUCAGAAGAGUGGUAUCGACCCGAGCGCCGUUGAGGAUGUUGCUGUCGGCUCCGUCCUUCCCCCCGGUGGUGGUGCGACAGAGUUCCGUGCUGCUGCCCUUGUGGCUGGCUUCCCCGAGUCUACUGCGGUAAAGGCCUUGAACCGUCAGUGCUCUAGCGGUCUCCAAGCAAUUGUCGACAUUGCCAACGCUCUGAAGUCUGGCAUGAUUGACGUUGGCAUCGGUGCCGGAGUUGAGAGCAUGUCCUCUCAGUACGGACCUGGUGCUGUGACCGAAUUCUCCGAGCUUCUUGAGGCUCAUCCUGAGUCUGCCAACUGCAAAGUCCCCAUGGGUGUCCUGUCCGAGGACAUGGCCAAGGAUCGUGGCAUCAGCCGUGCCGCGCAAGAUGCGUUCGCCGCUUCCUCCUAUCAGAAGGCCGUCAAGGCCCAGAAAGCCGGCCUCUUCAACGAGGAGAUUGCUCCCCUUGAGGUCAAGUGGACUGACCCCAAGUCGGGUGAGGAGAAGACUAUCACCGUCAAGGCUGACGAUGGAAUCCGUGAUGGCAUGACCGCUGAGUCCCUGGGCAAGAUCCGCCCUGCAUUUGCUAAGGAUGGUUCCAUCCACGCUGGAAACGCCUCUCAGAUCUCUGACGGUGCCGCCGCCGUCUUGCUCAUGAAGCGUUCCACCGCUGAGCGCCUCGGCCAGAAGAUCAUCGGCAAGUAUGUCGCAGCCAGCAUCGUCGGUGUCAAGCCUCUUCUGAUGGGCGUCGGGCCCUGGAAGGCCAUCCCUGUUGCUCUUGAGAAGGCUGGUAUCACCAAGGAUGAUGUCGAUAUCUACGAAAUCAACGAGGCCUUUGCUUCCCAGUGUGUGUGGUGUGUCAACGAGCUUGGCCUGCCCAUGGAAAAGAUCAACCCCAAGGGUGGUGCCAUCGCCUUCGGUCAUCCUCUUGGCUGCACCGGCUCUCGCCAGGUGAGCACCCUUAUGACCGAGCUCAAGCGGACCAACAAAAAGAUCGGUGUUACCAGCAUGUGUGUCGGUACCGGUAUGGGCAUGGCUGCUGUUUGGGUUGCGGAGUAA
This is a messenger RNA of Penicillium macrosclerotiorum, 1356 nucleotides long. Its product is annotated as 3-ketoacyl-coA thiolase peroxisomal A precursor. Bases 1 to 1356 code for a protein of 451 amino acids. Gene Ontology annotation, molecular function: acetyl-CoA C-acyltransferase activity. The record is from RefSeq and is a predicted model, not a curated record. The transcript is spliced from 2 exons. Gene Ontology annotation, cellular component: peroxisome. NCBI's taxonomy places the organism in Eukaryota, Fungi, Ascomycota, Eurotiomycetes, Eurotiales, Aspergillaceae. Gene Ontology annotation, biological process: phenylacetate catabolic process; fatty acid beta-oxidation.